This is a messenger RNA of Sphenostylis stenocarpa, 1602 nucleotides long. The record is from the annotation of a GenBank genome assembly. Lineage: Eukaryota; Viridiplantae; Streptophyta; Magnoliopsida; Fabales; Fabaceae.
AUGACUGAUUCUGACGCCAAUCACAAUGACGUAUCUCUGGCUACCGUCGCUGAUGCACCCGAUGAUGCUGAAGAAGAUGUGAAGUUGAGGUCUAGGGACCAAAGACUGGCUCUGCAAGGUGAGCCCAAGUGUGUGAUAUGUGGUCGCUACGGUGAAUACAUAUGUGAUGAAACUGAUGAUGAUGUUUGCAGUUUGGAAUGCAAACAAGCAGUGCUUUGCAGAAUUGGCAAAUCAUUGGCUCCUAUUGGUAGCAUUCUUCCACCUAAAAAGAUUCCUAUAGCUGAUGAAUGCUUUUAUGUUAGUGAUGCUGAUUACAAAUCAGGGACUGCAUCUAUAGCUAGUGAUCUUAGAACGAAACUUGACAUUCAUGUGAAGGGCGAUGUCGUGGCACCAAUCUUGUCAUUCUCUGCCUGUAACCUCCCUGACAAGCUCCUCCACAAUAUAGAAGCAGCUGGGUAUGACAUGCCUACACCUGUUCAGAUGCAAGCAAUCCCUGCUGCUUUGACGGGCAAAAGCAUGCUUGUUUUGGCCGGUACAGGAUCUGGGAAGUCUGCUUCAUUUCUUAUUCCGAUAGUUUCUCGUUGUGUGAGUCAUCGCCGACUAUAUGUUUCAGAUAAGAAGAAGCCUUUAGUUAUGGUGUUAACACCUACCAGAGAGCUCUGUAUACAGGUUGAAGAGCAUGCUAAGAUGCUUGGCAAGGGAUUGCCUUUCAAAACUUCUCUUGUGGUUGGUGGUGAGGCCAUGGCUGGACAACUCCAUCGCAUUCAACAAGGUGUGGAAUUGAUUGUAGGAACCCCAGGAAGGCUUCUUGAUCUUCUAAUGAAGCAUGAGAUUGACUUAGAUGAUGUGAUGACUUUUGUUGUGGAUGAGGUGGACUUGAUGCUGCAAAGGGGCUUUAGAGAUCAGGUCCUGCAGAUAUAUAGGGCUCUGUCACAACCUCAGGUCAUGAUGUAUUCUGCGACAAUGUCUAAUGAUUUAGAGAAGAUGAUUAACUCUCUGGCAAAUGGUACAGUGGUUAUAUCCGUUGGAGAACCUAACAGACCAAAUAAGGCUGUGAAGCAGCUUGCAAUUUGGGUGGAGUCAAAGCAAAAGAAGCAGAAAUUGUUUGACAUUUUGGCAAGUAAGAAGCAUUUUAAGCCACCUGUUGUAGUAUAUGUGGGCUCCAGACUUGGGGCAGAUCUUCUGGCUAAUGCAAUUACAGUUGCCACCGGGAUUAAAGCAGUUUCAAUUCAUGGGGAUAAGUCUAUGAAGGAAAGGAGAGAAAUAAUGCAGUCCUUUUUUAUGGGUGAGGUCCCAGUAAUUGUGGCUACUGGAGUUUUAGGUAGGGGGGUUGAUCUGCUGGGUGUAAGACAGGUGAUUGUCUUCGACAUGCCUAAUUCCAUUGAGGAGUAUGUACAUCAGAUUGGAAGGGCAUCUAGAAUGGGAGAAGAAGGUGAAGGUAUAGUUUUUGUUAAUGAGGAGAAUAAGAAUGUCUUUGCAGACUUACUUGAUGUACUGAAAUCUGGUGGAGCAGCUGUGCCUCGGGAGCUUGCUAAUUCACGGUAUGCCACAGGAUUUUUCUCUGGUGGGAAGGGUUCAAAGAAGAGAAAGUAUACACUAUGA